CGUGAUGCGAUUUUUGUUCAUCACACCCACACCGUAGAUUUCGCGUGAAAAGCAGAUAGCUCCGCACUCGCAAGAUGGCUGAUGCACACGCAGUGCCUGGCCCCGCGCCGGCUCCGGCGCCCCCCGUGAUGGACCCCGCGGCGCAGGCUGGUUUCGUGCAGGCCCUUGCCGACCGGUUGCAGCCGGACUGCACGAAGACCGUCGCGAACGCCUUCGCCAACAUCAAGGCCAAAAGCCUCCUGGAGAUGCCGGACCAGGCUGAGUUCACAGCGGCGGCAGGAUACGUACAGAUGCUGUUUGUGUUACUAGCAUCCUGAUCCCCGUGCUGUUUUGCUUUUUAGGUGUUGACGAUGAUGAUUUUAUGGUGAUGAUGAUGGUGGCCACAUGGUGUGGGCACACGUUCAUGCUCGAUUCGCCACAUCGCGCAUUACAGGGCAACAACAAGCUGUGGCAUCAGCUCUUCCAGCUCUGGGGCAAAGGGGAGACCAAGCCCGGGGUGCGGGCGGCGUUCUACGCGAUGGCCUGCCAGACCAAGACCGGCACGACGGCCGUGUUGUCCGACGCCGAGCGCGACUCCUUGAUCACGAUGUUCACCUUGUUGGCCGAUCACUACGGGAAAGAGGCCGCAUUGAAAAUGCUUGGCCGGGCGGGGCAAAAAGGUUUGUUCGAAGUAACGCCCGACCUCGCCGGGACGACCUACACGACGAGGGUGCGCGAGUACUUGUUGACCGACCUUGAGGACGACAUUGCCAAGCAGAAGGACUCGUUCUCCAUGUGGGCCGACGUCAAGGACGACCUGGCCAAGGAGCGGGCCGAGAUGAAGGCCGAGAUCGAGACUGAGAAGGCGCAGAUCGCUGCCGAGCGCGAGAAGCUCGAGCGGGAGCGGAACCGGGAGCGCUCCCGGGGCCGCGGUGGCCGCCGCGACAACGACCGCAAGCGCGACACCGGUGCGAACAAGGGUGGGGAUCGCAAGGGGGGAGGAGCGAAGCGUGUUUGCCACGAUGCCCUGCGCGGGAAGCCCUGCAAAAAGACCCCUUGCCGGUUCUGGCACCCGCAGGCGGCCACGGAGUUCUCGGAGGCCAUGUUCAAGGCCGAGCUCGAGGGGGCCGGCAAGCGCAACCUGGAGGGCUUGAUGUACAAGGACAUUUGCUUCCCGUGCGGCGCGUGAGGUGGUCGCGCGAUUUGUUUUGGUCGGUGCUGCUUCGGCAGCACCGUGAUGAUAAAUGCACAGUUUCGCUACACUAACUAGUGACCUUGUACUCACGUUUCUUUUUUGUGCCUUUCAGUAGAGUGUCACGCACAUAGAUACGAGCGCUAAGAAUGUACUUCGCACUAGCUGCUACGAAGGAGUGGAAAACUCCUCGCGCGUUUUAUCUUUCGCUCCGCCUUGCGUUACAGAUGUUGUUUCCGUGCUUGACAUCGCGCUCGCCGUGAGUAAGAUCAAGCUUCGCCUGCAGCUUCGCAGUGUGACGCCAUACGAGUUAGUGUAUUGCAGUAUUCCUGUAUACGUUUCUACUAGUGCAUAGUUCUGAUGUUUCACACACAUGCUGAGGUACACCCAUGAGCAUAGCAGAGCAGCGCUGUGAUGGCACUGAUUUAUAAGACCAUCAGCUGCAAGAAGGACGGAUGUGGUCGACUGCAUAGACUGAUGCAGGAUCUGGAGGAAUGAGAGAGUGAGGGUGCUGACAUAUUUGAAAAAGCUUGCUUGCGCAGGCGAGAGUGUAGCACACUGUUACUUGUGCUGCAGGGGAG
Molecule: messenger RNA, 1752 nt
Organism: Amoebophrya sp. A120
Lineage: Eukaryota; Dinophyceae; Syndiniales; Amoebophryaceae
Source: the annotation of a GenBank genome assembly